Messenger RNA from Adelges cooleyi (spruce gall adelgid), 1524 nucleotides. RefSeq names its product cytosol aminopeptidase-like. Bases 1 to 1524 code for a protein of 507 amino acids. The record is from RefSeq and is a predicted model, not a curated record. Gene Ontology annotation, molecular function: metalloaminopeptidase activity; manganese ion binding. Gene Ontology annotation, cellular component: cytoplasm. The transcript has a single exon. Lineage: Eukaryota; Metazoa; Arthropoda; Insecta; Hemiptera; Adelgidae. Gene Ontology annotation, biological process: proteolysis.
AUGACGAUGGUCAGGAGCACGUCCGCCGACAGUGCCUGUGCUCCGAUUAAAAAAGGAUUGGUGUUGGGUGUGUACAGAGGCUGUAACCCAGGAGAAGUGCGCAUGUCUGACGAGGCACAGAAAUUCGACCUAUCCGUGUCUGGGCACGCCAAAGACUUUCUGUUAACGUCCAACAUUGCUCGGCAGGGCGCAGUGGUGGCGCACAACCUGCACCCUGAGUUCUUCGCCGUGGCGUUCGCCGACAUCGGGCCGUUGGACGCCGAAUACAACAAGCUGGAGAACCUCGAGGAGUGUCUGGAAUGGACGAGGACCGGAGCGGGUAUCGGAGCCCGGGCACUGCAGGCGUACGGCGUCGACGAGAUUUACGUAGAAAACAUGUCCAACGACCUAGCGGCCGCCGAGGGAGCCGUGCUAGGCGCAUGGGACUUUGAAGGGUACAAGGUGGCCGAGCAACGCACUAAGAGUCAAGUGAUGCCGUACCAAGUCAAGAAUCCAGAACUGUGGAAGAACGGUACAAUUACGGGCGAGGCACAAAACUUGGCCCGGCACAUCUCGCACCUGCCGCCCAACAUUGGCACGCCCGAUGGCAUAUCGGAUUACGCGCGCGACGUUCUUUGUAAAUGCGGUAUUAACGUGACCAUCCGUGACGUCGAAUGGAUCGAAGAAAAGAAGCUCAACUCUUUGUUAGCCGUAGCCAUGGGAUCACGUCGCACUCCGAUGAUGCUUGAGCUAUCGUACUGCGGUGGGUUGCCCGACGAAAAACCCGCAGUGCUCAUUGGCGACGGAUGUACUUUUGACAGUUGGGGACUUUGCCUACGGAAUAAUCCUCAUGUAGAUUGGGGCAUGUACUGCAAAUCUGGCGCCGCGUCUGUGAUUGGCACGAUGAAAGCCAUAGCGCAGCUCUCACUACCAUUGAACGUGAAUGCUCUGGUGCCGCUGUACGAAAACAAGCCAGGUGCUAUGGCAAUGAAGCCAGGGUCGGUCAUCAAGACUUACGAUGGCAGCACUACCGAGGUGCACCGUACCAACGUGGCGUCUAGGCUGGUGCUCAGCGACAUGGUCGGCUACAGUACUACGCUCACACCGAACAUGAUCAUCAACGUUUCGGCGUUGUCCAUCGACACGCAUAAGUACAUCGACGGAGGCGCCAUAUUCGGGUUUACCAUGGACGACGUACUGUACAACGAACUGGAGAGCGCGUCCGCUUCUACCGGUGACAGGGUCAUUCGCGGUCCGCUGUGGAAUUUUUACAAGGCCAAAACGCUGUGGCCCUCACUGGCCGACACCCGAGCGUCGCCCAAUCAGUUUAUAGGAGAUUCUAUGUCCGCUGCCAUGUAUCUCGAGAGAUACAAGCCCAAGGGAUCGGCCAUGAUUACGUUGGACAUUGGAGGAUCGUCAUUUCUCAGAAGCCCCAAACCGGAACACUACCUUAGACCAGAAAGAAUGACUGGUAGUCCGGUGCGUACCAUCGUUCAAUUUUUGAAACAAACCGCCUGCCCCAACGACAAGAGACCAUCGUGUUGA